Messenger RNA from Vicia villosa (hairy vetch), 1584 nucleotides. Its product is annotated as uroporphyrinogen decarboxylase 1, chloroplastic-like. The transcript is spliced from 6 exons. Gene Ontology annotation, biological process: porphyrin-containing compound biosynthetic process. Gene Ontology annotation, molecular function: uroporphyrinogen decarboxylase activity. The record is from RefSeq and is a predicted model, not a curated record. Lineage: Eukaryota; Viridiplantae; Streptophyta; Magnoliopsida; Fabales; Fabaceae. Bases 173 to 1399 code for a protein of 408 amino acids.
CUCAGUAAAUAAAUGGCUAUAACCUGGUUGUGUAGGUCCCCUCUCUCAUAUGGCUAUGGCUAUGCCUAUGGACUGUGUACAAGCUUAGAGAGAAGAAGAAAAACAACAAGGUGAGGUUAAGAGGGAUAAACAAAACUCUCAACAACACACAACAGACGAAAUUUCUCUCAUCAUGGACACCAUCCCUACUUCCAUCAACAGUGGUUUGGGAUGGAAUUCUUCCUCCUUGUUUCAACAUUCAAAUUGCUUCAACCUACUUUCUCUUCCUCUCAAACCAAAACCCUCUCUCGCCAAGUUUUCUCUUACUUGCUCUGCCGCUUCUUCUUCUUCUUCUUCCGAUCCUCUCUUGGUUAAAGCUGCCAGAGGAGACCCAGUUAGUCGUCCUCCAGCAUGGAUGAUGCGCCAGGCAGGAAGGUACAUGGCUGCUUACAAAAAGUUAGCUGAGAAACAUCCCUCCUUCCGAGAGAGGUCAGAGACAACUGAUCUCAUUGUAGAAAUUUCUUUGCAGCCUUGGAAAGCUUUCAGGCCCGAUGGAGUAAUUAUUUUCUCCGACAUCCUUACACCUCUACCUGCAUUUGGGAUUGAUUUUGACAUAGAAGAUGUGAGGGGACCUGUAAUACAAUCGCCUAUCCGCUCUGAGGAGGGAUUAAACGUUUUGCACGCGAUUGACUUUGACAAGCUUACAUUUGUAGGAGAUUCACUUAAAGCCCUGCGGAAAGAGGUUGGUGGUGAUGCUGCUGUUUUAGGUUUUGUGGGGGCACCUUGGACAUUGGCAACGUAUAUAGUUGAAGGCGGUACAACACGCACGUAUACAAACAUUAAAAGUAUGUGCCAUACGGCACCGCACAUAUUGAGGACUCUGCUUUCUCAUUUGACAAAGGCAAUAGCAGAUUACAUUGUUUUCCAAGUCGAAUCUGGGGCUCACUGCAUACAAAUCUUUGAUUCAUGGGGCGGACAGCUACCUCCUCAUAUGUGGGAGCUUUGGUCAAAGCCUUAUAUCAAAGAGAUUGUAAAUUUGGUGAAGAAAAAGUGCCCAGAGACACCACUUGUUCUUUAUAUAAAUGGAAAUGGUGGCUUUCUCGAGCGUAUGAUUGAUACUGGAGUUGAUGUUAUUGGACUAGACUGGACAGUAGAUAUGGCUGAUGGAAGAAGAAGAUUAGGUAGCGGGAUAGGCGUGCAAGGAAAUGUGGACCCUGCUUGCUUAUUCUCUCCUCUUACUGCCCUGACAGAAGAAAUUCAGAGGGUUGUGAGGUCUGCGGGACCUAGACGACACAUUCUUAAUCUUGGGCACGGUGUUCUUGUUGGCACACCUGAAGAAGCUGUUGCUCAUUUCUUUGAUGUAGCUAGAAGCUUGAAGUUUGACACAGUCUCUCAAAAUAACACUGCAAAUGUAGUUUAAAGGAAAAUGUCAAUAGUGUAGCCGCUUCUUGUACUUUUCCUGGUAGAUCAAGCCAUUUCUGGAAUAGUACAGGUUCAGUCCUUCCUAAUCCAACUAUGCGAUGAUGAUCAUUUGAUCAUUGUCUGAGAAUUUACACAUUACCGUGUCGGCUAAUUUAUGAAAAUAGUCUCUGCAUUUUUCCUGUA